Messenger RNA from Saimiri boliviensis boliviensis (Bolivian squirrel monkey), 1688 nucleotides. It is a transcript of the gene SMCO1, whose product is annotated as single-pass membrane protein with coiled-coil domains 1. The record is from RefSeq and is a predicted model, not a curated record. NCBI's taxonomy places the organism in Eukaryota, Metazoa, Chordata, Mammalia, Primates, Cebidae.
AGGCAGAAUGUAGAUUGAAUGCUUAUACUUCUGCUGCCUGUUGCUGAGUGGAAGACAGCAGAAAAUUUGGAUUCAAACAUUUGUUGUUUUUUUUGCUUUGUUUUAUUUCCUUUUGCCUUAAGAAGAUGAACAAUGAAACCACAACCCUGAUAUCCUUGAAGGAGGCAAUGAAAAGGUUGCUGAGGGGUAUAGUAAGGGAGCAAGCAUGGGUCUGCUAUUCUGGGAAGAUGGAGUAGACCACAAACUCCAAGUGUUAGAAGCACAGUUCAGAGAACUAGACUUCACCAAGGAUAACCUGAUGCAGAAAUUUGAACAUCAUAGGAAGACCCUGGAAAGCCAAGCAGCUCAAGAUGAGAUGUGGACAGCAGUUCUGGCACUCAAGUUCACUUCAAUGGAAUUGAAUAUUGUAUAUAGCUACGUCAUUGAAGUACUUAUCCUCUUGCAUACUCGUGUGCUUGAGAAGCUGCCAGAUUUGGUGAGAGGUCUUCCAACCCUAGCCUCUGUCCUCAGACGAAAAGUUAAGAACAAGUGCAUUAGAGUUGUAUGGGAGUCCAUUUUGGAGGAGUGUGGGCUGCAAGAAGGAGAUAUCACAACACUUUGUACCUUCUUUAUCGCACAUGGUAACAAGGCAGAACACUAUGCUGCUAAAGUGAGACAGAUGUACAUCAGGGACAUCACGUUUCUCAUUACUAACAUGGUAAAGAACCAGGCUCUGCAGGACAGUUUGCUGAGGGCUGUGCAGGUAAUUGAGAAGGGGAAAGCAGUUAAGACCCCUGAAGAGCAAAAGUCAUCCCUCAAAGAGUUGAUACCAUCCGUCAAAAACUAACCUAUCAUCCUAUGACCCAGUAAUUCCACCUCUAGUACUUUAUCUUGCAAAUGGGAAAAAUAUACACAAUUUAUUAUAGUCUUAUUUUUAUAGCAAAGAGUGAGAGGAUGUUAAAUAAAUUAUGACAAAUUGAUAAAAUAGAUACUUUCUUUGUAACCAUAUAAAAGAAUGAAGAAGCUCUUUGUGUAAUAAUAUGAAGUUAUCAUGAAAUGUGGUGUUCUUUUCAAAUAUUUAUUUCCAAUAUAUAUUGCUAAGUGGUGCAAAACCAAAUGUGUGUGUGUGUGUGUGUGUGUGUGUGUGUGUGUGUUUGUGUAAUGCAUAUGAGUUUAUAUAUCCAUAAACUUCUUCUGCAGAGAUAGACAAGAAAGUGGAUAAUAUUAGUUGUCAGGAAAGAAAACUAAGAGGCUAGGGGGUCAAAGAUAAGAGGAAGUCUUUUCACUGUUAAUCUAUUUUGCACAUUUUCAAUUUUGAACCAUGUGAAUAUAUUAUAUAUUUAAAAAAUAAGGCUGGGCAUGGUUAAAAAAUAAACAAGGCUCAAGCCUGUAAUCCAAGCACCUUGGGAGGCCAAGGUAGGAGGAUCAUUUGAGCUCAGGAGUUUGAGAUCAGCCUGGGCAACAUAGUGACAGCAAUACGAGGCAGAUAAAUUCCUAGGUAGACAGGGAUGGGUCCCCGGUGAAACUCAACCUUCAAGCUAAGGACAGUCUAAAGCCUAAAAACCAAGCUAUGAGUUCCAGAUAAAUCCAUGAACCUGACUGAGAGCUCCCAUUCUUGUUUGGCACUCUCUCCAAAUUGAAAUAAAAGCUCCCAAAGAUUUCUACCAAGGACCCAUGUCUCCUUGUUUUUCUCAACCUGGAAACCACUC